GCAAGAUGUUUGUUUUCUCUCUGAGACCAAACGAACAGAAGGACAGAUUCAGUUGAUACAUGAAAAGUAAAAUACAAACCAUUAUGUUGAAGCUUAUUACAGUUUUAAUGCUCAAUAUGUGGGCCAUACCAGCAGAUGAUAUUCUUUCACCAAGCAUCAACAUCCUCGCUGAACUGGAGAAGAUAACAAACUUGGAAAGCAGGAUGAAAUCGAUGGAGAAUGAAAUGGAACAACUAAAAAUAAAGAACACAGUACAGGAGCUGGAGCUGAAGGCCUUGAAUGUUCAAAUAAAUGAAAGAAAGAUUCAAAUGGAUGAACUUGUAAGAGAAAAUCUAGCACAGGCAAAGAAACUGGAGGCCUUGGAUGGUACAAUGAAUGUCAUACAGACCAAAACGGAUGAAGUAUUAAGUCAAAACUAUGCUUCAAAAGUGGCUUUCUCAACUUCUCUGUUGUCCUCUCAUGGACCUCUAAGCAGUUUACACACAUUGAUUUACAAACACAUAUUUCUCAAUGUUGGAAAUGCCUAUGAUGCAAGCACAGGAAUCUUUACAGCGCCUAUGAGGGGAGUUUACAUGUUCGUAGUCUUUUCAAAGGCGCAUGGAGGUCGAGAUAAAGCUGUUGUCGCGGGCCUGUUCAAAAAUAAUGAGCAUGUGUUUUCUACAUAUUCAAGACAUGAUGGAGGUUUUCUCAGCGCUUCAAAUGGAGUUUCUCUGUUAUUAGAGAAGGAUGAUCGAGUUUAUGUAAAUCUCUAUCCUGGAUAUUACAUUUUUGACAAUGAACACCAUCAUAGCACCUUUAGUGGACACCUGCUUUUCCAAAUGAGAUCAGAUACUGCACAGAGUUCAAUCACUAAAAUUUAAAGGGACACAAGGCAGCAUUUUUAUGUUAAUAAAUCAUCUUUGUAAGUCGGUAUAUGGUUAAAUGACUCAUUACAUGACGAAUGAAGACUCUCUCGCCCGCCCCUACCGUCUGUAGGAAGAAUACCCCACUUGCAAGUUCGCUGUAUCCGACCCGGUGUCCUUCAGUCUCGUAUAGUCUUAGAUAUAGAACGCAUUUACUCCCAGACACUAGGGGGAGCUAGUAGAGAAAUAAUACUCAGACUUGCCUUGUGUGCCUUUAAAUCUGUUAUUUUAUAUCAAGACAAGAUGUUAACAUAUAUUGAAUGUGUUGUUCUUUGAAAAACACAUCCUUUCAUCUUAACUCAUUUUCAAGUAUUUAUUCAACACAUCAGCAUCAUUGCUUAUUCUGAGGCAAUAGUGUCAACUGUAGGUUUAUUUACUAAUAAAAAAUAUUUUAUACAUAUCUAAAUAAAUGACUGUACGAACUGCAACUUGUCAAUUGAUUAAAAUAUGAUAACAAA
Paramisgurnus dabryanus is the source of this 1360-nucleotide messenger RNA. RefSeq lists its product as uncharacterized. Gene Ontology annotation, molecular function: protein binding. The record is from RefSeq and is a predicted model, not a curated record. NCBI's taxonomy places the organism in Eukaryota, Metazoa, Chordata, Actinopteri, Cypriniformes, Cobitidae.